AUGGAUAUUAUGAAGUUAAUCAGGAUAUCAGAUUAUUUUGCAGAAAAUUAUUGCAAUUUUAAGAAUACAGGAAUAAAUCUUGUUGAUUUACAUUCAACUGAAGCAUUCGACUGUUUUAUAAAGAUUCUUAAUGGAGAAAGCCCAUUUAUUAAUAUUAAAUACAAAAAUGAAAUUUUAUCCUUAAUGAAGGAAUGGAAAUGCACUCCACUUCUUCAAGAUUUCGACGAUACAAUUCAUAAUGGUAAUAUAGAACCGAAAAAGGUUUACUUGAAACUUCUCAGUGGAGAAGUCCAUCUUUUACACAUUUCUAAUGACGUUACUCUCGACCAAUUCCAAGGAAUUGUUGAGAAAUUAUCCAAUGUUCCAAAGAAAAGUCAGCAUUUGGUUUUACAUGGCCAAAAUUUAAUUACAGAAUUCCUAUUUAAAUCAUUACAAAACGAAGAUAGAGUUACAAUGGCAUCAGAUGCUGUUAACGUAGUUCCAAUAUACGUAAAGGAUUUAACAGGAAAAAGUAUUACCAUUCAUUUAUACGCACACUCAACAAUUAGAGAAUUACAGCUUGUUGUAUGUCAACGCUUAAACAUAUCAUUUAACGAAUGCAGGCUGAUUUUGAACGGUAUUCCUUUAUCAAUCAAUAAAACAAUGGAUGAUUACGGAAUCAAAAAAGAAAGUGCAAUCCAUUAUAUAUUAAGACAGUUUUAA
Molecule: messenger RNA, 702 nt
Organism: Trichomonas vaginalis G3
Lineage: Eukaryota; Parabasalia; Trichomonadida; Trichomonadidae
Product: cellular macromolecule catabolic process
Exons: 1
Coding region: 1-702 (233 amino acids)
Biological process (GO): modification-dependent protein catabolic process; protein ubiquitination
Cellular component (GO): cytoplasm; nucleus
Molecular function (GO): ubiquitin protein ligase binding; protein tag activity
Source: RefSeq, a predicted model, not a curated record